Molecule: messenger RNA, 4334 nt
Organism: Fundulus heteroclitus (mummichog)
Lineage: Eukaryota; Metazoa; Chordata; Actinopteri; Cyprinodontiformes; Fundulidae
Gene: ift80
Product: intraflagellar transport 80 homolog (Chlamydomonas)
Exons: 20
Coding region: 426-2759 (777 amino acids)
Biological process (GO): cilium assembly
Cellular component (GO): centrosome; cilium; intraciliary transport particle B
Molecular function (GO): protein binding
Source: RefSeq, a predicted model, not a curated record
UUUUUAUUUAAAAAUAUGUGGAAAAGUAGGACUUGGAUAAGGCGUGAAUUACAACUCUCGCGAUGACGCACGUUUUUUCUCCCCCUCAAAGCUGUUUCUCUCCUUGAUUAAACGGCUACCAACAAAAGUUAGCCCGUUGGUUAAAUGUUACUGUUAGAUUAUGGAUGUGAUUGCUUUGUGCUGCACUGGCCUCUCAUAUGUGAUAAACGACACGUCCGCGGUGUCUGCUGUGCGGCAGUAAUCUCGGUAACGUCAGAAUGAUGGCCGCGGUGCGUCUCUGAAAAACGGUUACAGGCAGGAUUCACGUUAGCAACGGUGACAGCUACCUUAGCAACUGCACACCGCCUUCACCGUUAGGGACUAUCAGCGAAGACAAACGGUGGUAUUACCGUAUUAACGGGGAUAUAGCAGACCAAACAUCCGCAAUGAGGCUGAAAACGUCGCUGCUGAAGGAACCAAAACAUAAGGAGCUUGUAAGUUGCGUUGGUUGGACCACAGCAGACGAGCUGUACUCUUGCAGUGAGGAUCAUCAGAUCCUCAAGUGGACCCUGCUCACCAAUGAAACCAGCCUGGCGGUCCGGCUGCCGGAGGACAUCUAUCCUGUCGAUCUACACUGGUUCCCCAAAACUGUUGGUGCCAAGAAGCAGACACAGGCUGAGAUUUAUGCCCUCACCAGCACAGAUGGAAAGUUCCACCUGGUCUCCAAGAUGGGACGCAUUGAGAAGAGCGUGGAAGCGCACAAAGGGGCUGUUUUGGCUGGAAGGUGGAACUAUGACGGAACUGCUCUGAUCACAGCGGGCGAAGAUGGACAGAUUAAGAUCUGGUCAAAAAGUGGAAUGCUGCGUUCAACGUUAGUGAGCCAAGGGUCUCCUGUUUAUUCUGUUGCUUGGGGUCCGGACUCUGACAGAAUACUCUAUUCAUCAGGACGGCAGCUAAUCAUCAAACCUCUGCAACCCAACGCCAAAGUCAUUCAGUGGAAAGCUCAUGAUGGACUGGUUCUAAAGGUGGACUGGAAUUCAGUCAAUGACCUCAUCCUAUCAGGUGGAGAAGAUUGUAAAUAUAAGGUUUGGGACAGCUUCGGACGUCUGCUUCACUCGUCGUCCUCUCAGGACUACCCCGUCACCUCUUUGUCCUGGGCCCCAGAUGGAGAGGUGUUUGCCGUGGGUUCCUUCAACACCCUGCGGCUCUGUGACAAGACUGGCUGGUCCUAUGCGCUGGAGAAACCCAACACAGGCAGCGUGUUCAGCCUGGCCUGGUCCGCGGAUGGCACCCAGCUGGCCGGGGCCUGCGGAAACGGACAUGUCAUCUUUGCCCAUGUGGUGGAGCAGCACUGGGAGUGGAAGAACUUUGUCAUCACUCUUACCAAAAGGAGAACCAUGCAGGUGAGGAAUGUCCUGAACGAUGCAGUAGACGUGUUGGAGUUUAGAGAUCGUGUCAUCAAAGCCUCUCUGGCGUUCGACCACCUGGUGGUUGCCACUUCCCUCCAGUGCUACGUCUACAACUCCAGGAACUGGAAUACUCCCCUCAUCUUUGAUCUGAAGGAGGGAACGAUCAGCCUCAUCCUACAGGCAGAGAAACAUUUUUUACUUGUGGAUGGGUCGGGAUUGUAUACUUACUCUUAUGAGGGUCGGCUGAUAUCAACUCUGAAGUUUCCGGGUAUGAGAGCUGAUAUUCUAAAUGCUCAGGCGGCCUCGCUUAGCAACGACACAAUCGCUAUCCGAGACAAGAGUGAUGAAAAAGUCAUCUUCCUCUUUGAUGCCAUGACUGGAAGACCCAUUGGUGAGGGGAAACCCUUGACUCAUAAGCUAGAGGUGCUGGAGAUAGCUUUGGACCAGUGUGGCCCAUCCACAGAGAGGAAAAUUGCUCUGAUUGACAAGAACCGCGACUUGUACUUGACCUCAGUGCGUCAUCUGGGAAGGGAGCCCAAAAUCUGCAAAAUCGGCAGCAUGGUGCACAGCAUGGCAUGGAACGAUACCGCCAACAUCUUAUGUGGAAUCCAAGAUGAUCAGUUUACAGUGUGGUACUAUCCCAGUGUUGUCUUCACUGACAAGGAACUGCUUCCAAAAACUAUUUACACAAAGGAUGGCAGCGAGUUUACCCGUGCCCCGCACAUCCUGAGCUAUGUUGGUGCCAAAGUGACCCUGCGGCAAAGAGACGGUUCCUUGGUGUACAGCAGUGUUCCCAUUUAUCCUGCUCUCCUGCAUGAGUACAGCGCCUCUGCACGCUGGGAGGAUGCACUCCGUCUCUGCCGCUUUGCCAAAGACCAGCAUUUGUGGGCAUGUCUUGCUGGUAUGGCGAUGGCAAACAGAGACUUAAACACAGCAGAAAUGGCCUAUGCCGCUAUUAAAGAGUUACCUAGGGUGCAGUACAUCAACUUUAUUAAAGAGCAGCCAUCUAAGGACUCAUCACUGGCCCACAUGCUGAUGUUCAGUGGUCAUGUCCAGGAAGCUGAAGCAACUCUCCUCCAAGCAGGUCUUAUCUACCAAGCUAUACAAGUGAACAUUGACCUCUUCAACUGGAACAGGGCUCUGGAGCUGGCAGUCAAACACAAGACCCAUGUGGACACCGUGCUCGCCUAUAGGGAGAAGUUCCUGCAGAAAUUUGGCAGGAAGGAGACCAACAAGAGAUUCCUGCAGUACUCUGAAGGGGUUGAAGUGGACUGGGAAAAAAUCCAGGCAAAGAUUGAAAUGGAGUUAUCCAAAGAGCGAGAGAAAGCGGCAAACACCACUGUGAGGAGCAGCGUGGCGUCACGUCAUUGAUGUUGAGGACUUUUAGGUUUUUAAAUUUUUUUUUGGCUUCACCUCAGACACAUCAUUCUUACCUGAGGUACAGCUUCCAUGAACACCAUGAUGCUGAUUCUGAGUCUGGCGCCACACCCGUCCAGUCUGUCAUGUCACAUGUUAUCACUGAUCCCCCUCCGUGUUGAACAGUGUGCUUCCCACCAUGGCCACCUGGAGUGACUGCAGCCAGAGAGCUCAAGCAUAGUCUCAUCGGACCAAAGGACAGGACUCGAGCAAGGUCCCUGCAGAGUUGAGCAAAUUCUCCAUGUUUAUGUUUGGGAUGGUUGAACAGAAAAGGCUUUUUCAUGGCAUGCUUUCCCAUAAACACCCGGUUGGCAUUAAGACUUGUUGACCUCAAGAUGUCACUGCCUGCUGUUGUUCUUUAACAGCUGUGGAACAGUUUCAUACCAAACUUUAAACUCAGGUUCUCAUUCAACCUUGUUUGUUACUGUUAAAGUUGCUUUUUCAAUUACUGCUCUGUCUGUAGGUACGGGCAAGUUUAGGUGAGUAUCUAUCUUUCUGAAUUAUACUGGUCAAUACACACCUGUCUUACUUGCAUAGUAUGUUCUUUUGCCUUUCCCUUUUGAAGAGUGGACUUCUGUUUCACGUGAUAUUAAUGUCCCAGAGAAACCAGAAGUCAAAGGUUAAUAAUGAAAACCUCCUAGACACGCUGACCAGCUUAAAAAGGUAAAAAAUGGCUUUAAUAACAUUUUUGUAAUAGGAAUUGUUAUGGAUGCUAGUAAGGCGAUUUUGUUAACAAUGACAAUCUUUAAUCUUGAGAUUUUUUCCUUCCUCUGAAUUUACUGUCUGAAAUGUAAAUAGCAAGACUUAACUAUUGCAAUAAAGGAUGAAAUUGUUUCAAGGCAUUUUAUACACUUUUACAAGGAGUACCAAUAAAGAUAGGUGUCACUUUACCUUUGACCGUUAUUAUUUUAUAUAUUUAAACCCAUUAUCACUGUGGUUUCUUUACUAUAACUUGAUAUAGGUUUCCAAUAUGUCUCCCACAAUUGCCAGGACAUAAAAAGAUGACACUUUCUGUCAUGUGAACUUAAGUAAUAAUAGAUUUUAUUUGUAAUGCACUUUACAUUUCCAUUAAAUCUCAAAGUGCUACAGUCAAUAGAAAACAGCUAGUAAAAUAAGAAGAAGGACAUUAAAAUGUAAUUAAAAAAACACAAGUAAAAGUUUUGAGGCUGUCAGUGGAACUUAUAUGAUGGAAGCUCCACUGAUAGACCUAUUUCUGGACUGAUACUGACAGUCUUCUUUUAUUUAGUUCCUGUUUAGAUUGGCAGCUACAGUGAGUGUACAGACCUGACUCAGCAAACACUGUCCUGAGUGAAUGAAGAAUGGUGGCUCAGUCAGUGAGGUGUCAGAUUUAUUCUUGACUCAUUUGUUAAUUUAACCUGAUUUGUUUAGACAUGCACAAACAAAUAGUUUCAUCUUCUGAACUAAGUUUUUGUUCAUGUAAAAUUUAUAUAUGACCAUUUAUACAGUUAAAAGGCUGCUUUUGGAAACACUAUGUGUAUAUUGUUUAAUAAAGCAUAUGGACUUAUCAAA